Messenger RNA from Ricinus communis (castor bean), 845 nucleotides. RefSeq names its product membrane protein PM19L. Bases 226 to 768 code for a protein of 180 amino acids. The record is from RefSeq and is a predicted model, not a curated record. The transcript is spliced from 4 exons. Lineage: Eukaryota; Viridiplantae; Streptophyta; Magnoliopsida; Malpighiales; Euphorbiaceae.
UAAAAUGAAAAGGCUGCACGGAAAAAAUGAAAAGGCUGCACGGAAAACUACAGAAUGGCGGUUUCUGUCGUGAAAAUCCAAAGCAUAUUGGCUCAAACUCCUUAAUCAUCAGCAAGCUACAGCAACCCACUUCCAUUUAUUCAUUUUUCUAGUGUUUUUGAACGGAACCGUGAACCUUUUCUCGUUCUGUUGUAACUGGAGUUUAUUUAUUCUGCAUGUAAUAAAAUGGCACCAGGGAGAGUUCAAAGAGACUUAAUAGGUCCUCUUUUAGCAGUGAAUUUAAUUGUUCAUCUUAUUGUUCUUGGUCUUGCUGGUUGGUCUCUUGAUAAAUACAUCGAUGGUCAACAGGAUCACCCACAUUUAGGUGGGAAUCCAUCAACAAGCUUUAUGUUGGUAUAUGCUUUGAUAGCUGGGGUGAUUGGUGCUAGCUCUGUGCUAAUUGGGAUUCUGCACUUUCGUUCUUGGAGGAGUGAUAGUUUGGCCUCUGCUACUUCUUUAGCUAUAAAUUCUUGGGCUAUUGCUGCUCUUGCUUUUGGACUUGUGUGCCAGCAAAUCAUAUUAGGAGGGCAUAGAGGAAAACGCCUGAAAACAUUGGAAGCACUGAUCACGGUAUCAUUCCUCAGCCAGUUGUUGUAUCUGUUACUCCUUCAUGCUGGGAUGUUCAAUCCCCGAUAUGGACCUGGUUUUCAUAACCAUGAGUGUGACCGUGGUCCUGGCAUUGCCAGGAGCAUUGAACCCCAGACUGCUAACACCUCUGCAGUCAUCUGAUAACAAACUUUUGUACAUAUCUCUGUAAAGGUACAUUAAUUUUGCUGAUUGCUGCCUGUUAAUUUUCUCUGGAUAAA